AAGGAGAUGAUGGAGCUGAUGAAAUCUAAGGGUUUGUCUGCAUGGAUCCAGUGACUGGCGUCUGGGAUGUACUGGAUGUCAGCACAAGGAAACAACCGCUGGAUUUCGGGAAAAUCAUCAGAGCUGCGAAGAAAGAAAGAAACCCUAAGGCCUACCAUCUGGGGGGCUACGUUUGCCGUUCCACAGUGGAGCAUCCCCACCAAUGACUUUGGUGUGUUUACAGUACAACACCAGUUGCUGUGUGUGACAACAUCAGAACCACAACAGGUGUGUCUACGUGUGAGGGUGGGUUUUACCUGAGUGUACAGUACAUCAUAGUAGAGAACAUUACUGGACUCCUCCUCCCCUAUCUUAUGUACCUACUCUCCUCUCAGCCCUCUCCCAUUUAAGAAAACACACCUGAACCACACUUCCUCACAGAAAAAGCCAACAAGUGUCAGCUCUACGUUACAGACAGGGAGGAACGAGAGCUCACAGAAAGACCUUUAAAGUCAGGAGUCAGGACUGAGUCAGAGACAGACGUUUCAGCUCGAAGAACAAGACCGCUGCACAGAAUGGUUUCUGCCGGGUUUCAAAUACUGGGCACAGCCCUGGGGAUCAUUGGCUGGAUUGGUGCCAUCGUCGUGUGUGCCAUUCCCAUGUGGAAGGUCACAGCUUUUAUCGGCAGCAACAUCGUCACCUCGCAAACCUCCUGGGAAGGUAUAUGGAUGAACUGUGUUGUGCAGAGCACAGGUCAGAUGCAGUGUAAGGUCUAUGACUCCAUGUUGGCUCUGAGCUCUGACCUCCAGGCUGCCAGAGCCUUGACCAUCAUCUCCAUCGUGGCGGGAAUCCUGGCUAUUCUGCUGGCUGUAGCCGGCGGACAGUGCACCAACUGUGUGGAGGAUCCUUCAUCCAAGGCCAAGGUGGGCAUCGCCGCUGGUGUGAUGUUUAUUAUUUCUGGGGUGCUCUGCCUCAUCCCCGUCUGCUGGACGGCCCACACCAUCAUCCGAGAUUUCUACAACCCGCUUAUGGUGAACGCCCAGAAGAGAGAACUGGGCGCUGCUCUCUACAUCGGAUGGGGUGCAGCUGCGCUGAUGCUGAUCGGAGGGGGGAUGCUCUGCUGUAAUUGCCCUAAAAAAGAUGAAAGGUCAUACCCGGCCAGAUACACAGCAGCCAGAUCUGAAGCUUCAGUACCAGCAUCAGGGAAAGACUAUGUCUGAGUCAAAGAAGUCAGAGAAUGAGUGUUCUUUACCGGGACAUUUUUACUAGCACUGGUGCUGCGACAGUUUCUUCUCACGGGUGUAUGAAGAGAGGAACCACGCCCAUGGAGGACAUUUUGUAACAAUUUUUACUGUGUAUCUCUGCCUGUUAAUAUUAUUUUGAUUUCAUGUAAUACCUUUGUGUAACCUCUGGUUUAUUUUUUGCCACAUGAAUAGGUUGUUUUCAAUGAACAGUUUGUAUGAACAUUUACAAUAUGACGGCUAAGCUGUAAAUAAAUGUUUGUUUACAAAGA
Cynoglossus semilaevis (tongue sole) is the source of this 1492-nucleotide messenger RNA. Its product is annotated as claudin-4-like. Lineage: Eukaryota; Metazoa; Chordata; Actinopteri; Pleuronectiformes; Cynoglossidae. Gene Ontology annotation, molecular function: structural molecule activity. The transcript is spliced from 4 exons. The record is from RefSeq and is a predicted model, not a curated record. Gene Ontology annotation, cellular component: bicellular tight junction; membrane. The coding region runs from base 555 to 1199 and encodes 214 amino acids.